UCAGCUCCUCCCUGCCUGGCUCAGGUGGUUCCCAGUUAAGGCAGGGGUGGGUUUGCACCCAGCUCCUCCUGCCUGGCUCUGGUGGCUCCCAGUUAAGGCAGGGGUGGGUUUGCACCCAGCUCCUCCUGCCUGGCUCAGGUGGUUCCCAGUUAAGGCAGGGGUGGGUUUGCACCCAGCUCCUCCUGCCUGGCACAGACAGUUCCCAGUUAAGGCAGGGGUGGGUUCGCACCCUGGGUGGAGCUGUGUCAUUUUUCACUAUCUGCCCACUAAAGCUCGUUUGUCUCCCAACGCCGAUUCCGAGAUUGAUGGGCUAAUUACAUCCUGCCUGCCUUGGAGCUUAAUUGAUACGUGUGAGAGCAGCACCCAGAGCUGGCAGCUUCUCCAUUUGAUGGAUUGCAAACCAGAACCAAACCCUCCGAGUUUAAUGGCCAUGGAAGAACUGGUUGUGAUCCUGCACGGUGAAAGAUUUGGAUCAGGUGUCUCUGCAAAACAGCCCCACCUGGGAUGUUCCUGCCCCGUGCUUGUGAUCUGAUGCACAUUCCAUCCUGUCCUGGCUUUCAUUUUGUUCAGGACAGAUUGCAGGAAUCACCUGGAUAUCUGAUAUUGCAACAACACAUCUGGUGCUCGCAAUACAACAAAAAUUAAACAGCUCUUGCUCAGAGUGACAACAGCUAUGAUUAUUUAUCUGUGGAAGAGAAGGAGUGUUUGAUGUUCCUGGAGGAAACCAUUGGUUCCCUGGAUGCAGAGGGGGACAGUGGGGUCUCCACGGAUGACACCGACUAUGGGGAGCCCCCCAAGCCCAGGAAAGGCCUCGUGCCCCGGGAUGUGAGCCGGGAUCAGCGGCGUGGGGCUGAUCAGAGCAGCGCCCAGAGCGUCCCUGCCUCCUCCAGCGCGGCGCCAGGCCUGCCCAGGAGCAUCCCCGCCAUUGUCCCGGCAGUGCCAGCAGGGAGAGCUGCCCAGGAGGUGCCCAGGGAGGGCCGGCUGCCCCAGGCCAGCGCAGCGAGCCACCCCAAGCCGGUGGUUCUGCACCCCCCAGACCCCCUCCAGGGGGACCUGCAGUGGUCUCGCAGCGCCGAGGGGGAGGCGGCCAAGGAGAGCAGGGUUCGGACUUGGUGGGGCCACGCAGAGAAACCCGGCCCGGACGAGCCCCCGCAGGACCCCGAGGCCAAGCGAGCGCCUCCCACCGCCCCCAAGCCGCGGCAGCUGCCCCCCAACAUCAUCCUGAGGGCCGGCAGGAGCGGCGCCGAGCAGGGCCGCAGGGCCCGGGCAGCCCCCGCUCCCUCAGGCAGCCCUCAGCCCGGCCCUGGCGGCGACUGCGCCGCGGAGAAGGGCAGUUCGGGCCACCUGGACCCCCGGGAGAAGGAGAAAGCCCGAAGGGAGGCCCUGCAGAAGCUGGGCCUGUCCCAGGACAGGAGCGAGCCCGGCGCCCACCUCCAUCCCCAGCCCGGCCAGGGUUCGGCGCCGGGGCUGCGGCCCUUGGCCUUCAAAUCCAACACGCUGGAGCGCUCCGGGGUGGGGCUGGGCAGCUCCAUGGGCAGCAGCAGCAGCAAGGAGCAGAGCUGCAGGAGCAGCAGCAGCUCCCUGGGCAAGAUGUCCUUCAUCGAGCGCCUGGCCCCCGGCUUCCUGCGCGGCCGCGGCCGGCCCGCGGCGCCGGGCGCGGGGAAGGACUUUGCCGGCCUCAAGGAGCAGGAGGAGCAGGACAAGAGCAGCAAGAGGAGAUCCCACCCUCUGCCCGGCUUCCCCAGGCCCGCUCGCUCCGCUGUCAGCGUGAAGAUCUCCCCGAAGGGCGCCGCCGACGAGAACCGGCGCGAGGCGCUCAGGAAGCUGGGGCUGCUGAAGGAGUAGCUGCUGGAAAAAGGGGGUUUGCACCCCGAAUCCAGCAGCCUGCACUGCCUGGCCCUGGCCACCAGCAUCCCCUGCCACCUGCCACCCAGCCUCGGGAGAGCUGCUGGGAGCUUCACACCAAAUACGGGACAGAAUGUUUUGUAUAUAGCAGAUGGACGUGAGCUAUUUAUACCAAGGUCUCUCAGCUGGACGGGGUGUGUUCUCCUGCAAGGGCUUGAAUGCAUUUGGGGAUUCACCAGAACAGGGAAGCCAUGGAAUUAGGGGUUUGGCUUGUCUUCAGAGGGGUUGCCUGUGGAUAAAGCGUCUCUGGGAGGAACUGCUGGACUUUGCUGCUCCUUUAGGACUUUUUUGGGGUUUUUUUAUUAAUUUUGUCACAGCCUCUGAGUCCUGGGCAUUCACCUGCCACAUGAAAGUGCCUCCCAAAAGCAUCACUGCCUGCUGGAGGGGCUGGAGGGCUGCAGAGCCACCCCACUGCCUCCCCUGCCACACUCUGCUCUCCCAGCCAGCCCUCAGCACCUGGACCCAGCACCUGGCAGAGCCUUGAACUGCAGGAAGUGACAGCUGAGGAGGCCAGAGGCUGUGCUGGUGUCACACCAGAAGAGCUGCCCAAAAUAGGGCAGGUGCAGGUCUGGAACAGCUCCAGCUCCUCCCUCCUGAGCUGUGCUGGCUCCUGUCAGCCCAGCUGAUGCUGCUCACCUUGGGGAACAGGGGUGGCUGCUGUCCCUAAUAAACCUGUGUGUGAUCAGAAAGGGCUGUGUGCUGCAGAUU
Oenanthe melanoleuca is the source of this 2613-nucleotide messenger RNA. RefSeq names its product chromosome 26 C1orf116 homolog (gene C26H1orf116). The record is from RefSeq and is a predicted model, not a curated record. Bases 709 to 1845 code for a protein of 378 amino acids. Lineage: Eukaryota; Metazoa; Chordata; Aves; Passeriformes; Muscicapidae. The transcript is spliced from 3 exons.